Molecule: messenger RNA, 4013 nt
Organism: Oryza sativa Japonica Group (Japanese rice)
Lineage: Eukaryota; Viridiplantae; Streptophyta; Magnoliopsida; Poales; Poaceae
Source: RefSeq, a predicted model, not a curated record
AAACGAACGAACGAACGACCGACCAGAGAGAGGAGAUCUCCACCCUCCUCAACACCGCACAUCCCGCCGCGUUGGAGGCUGCAGCUGCAGGGCCACCGUCUCCUCCGCCGCACGUUCGCCAGCCGUUGGCAUUCGGCCGGCGAGCCGGCGAGCCGGCUGGCAUGGGUGGAUCGGCCGUGAAUUGCGCCGUGCAGAACGUGUCCCUGGACACGCUCUUCCUCAUCGUCAUCCAGGGCGCCGCCGUCAUCGUGCUCGGCAAGUUCAUCCACCUCUCCCUCCGGCGCCACAACCUGCCCAGCGCCAUCUCCCAGAUCGUCGCCGGUGUCGCCGUCGGCAGCCUGGGCCUGCACGACAUGGUCGUCCACGUCGAGGUCCAGAACGUGGAGGACACCUACGGGUGGUACGUCUCCGAGGCCCGCAUCUUCUACAUGUUCUACGUCGGCCUCGACGCCGACCUCGCCGCGCUCUGGAACGACGCGCACCGCUGCACCGUCGUCACGUACGCCAGCGUCGCCACCUGCCUGCUCCUCGCCGCCUUCGUCUCCGGCGGCAUCUACGGCAGCAUGAUGCACACCCCGGUCAGGUCCCCCGAGCUGCUCUCCGCCGUGCUCAUGCUCACGCUGGCCAACACCGCCUCCGUCGACGUCUCCAGGAUGGCCGCCGAGCUCGACCUCACGGCCACGGGCGGCGGCCGGCUCGCCGUCUCCACGGCGAUCGCCACCAACAUCAUCUGCAUCGUCGGGGAGGGGGUGUUCUCGUGCAUGAAGCUGGCGUCGAGCAGGACGCCGGGGUACAGCGCGUCGGAGCGGCUGGGGAUGGGCGUGCUCGCGCUGCUCAAGGUGGGCGUCACCAUGGCGCUGCUCCGGCCGGUGGCAGCGUACAUGAACCGGCGCAACGCCGGGCGCCACCGCAUCGGGAACUGGGAGCUGGUGCUGCUGCUCGUCGCCGUCUCCUUCGUCGGCAACUUCCCGGAGCACGCCGGGUUCGACGGGGUGCCGGCGAGCCUCCUGCUGGGGCUGGCGUUCCCGAGGGAAGGGCCCGUGGCGAGGAGCGUCAUGGACGCCAUCGCCUACCCGCUCCACGCCCUGGCGCUGCCCUUCUACUUCGGCGCCAUGGGCAUGAGGAUCAACUUCGGCGCCAUGUCCGGCGCCAUCGUCGUGCCCGCCGUCCUCCUCACGCUGCUCGGCCUCUUCGGCAAGUGCGCUGGCACCAUGGCCGCCGCCAGGUACCUCAAGAUGCCGCUCGCCGACGCCAUCCGCCUCGGCGUCCUGCUCAACAUCAAGGGCCACGUCAACAUGAUCGACAUGAGCUUCGCUAGCUCGGAAGGGGUAACGUGUUUGCACCCGACGUCUAGCUUAGCCACCACAAUGGCGCCACUAAUUUGGCCGCGCGUGCAGAUAUGGGCGGAGCAGGCGCUCAUGGCGAUGGUCGUCGGCAGCAUCAUAAGCACCGUCGUCGCCGGGCCGGUGUUCGCCGUGCUGUUCCGGAAGGAGAAGGAGGCGUACGCGUGCAGCGACCAGGCGCUCGAACACAUGGCGCCGGACAAGGAGUUGCGCAUGCUCGCCUGCGUGCACGGCGCGCGCGGCGCGCCGGCGAUGCUCAGCCUCCUCGAGCUCCUGGCGACGACGCCCCGCGCGCAGCCCACCAUCCACGUCCUCCACCUGUUCGACGCCAGCCGCAAGCACGUCGGCCCGAAGCGCUACCACCAGCGGGUCCAGGACAGCGACAAGCACAUUGACCGCCGCAUCGACGACGCCACGCAGGUGAACUGGGCCGUCGACGUGUUCACCUCCGUCACCGGCCUCGCCAUCCGCCAGUUCGACGUCGGCGACCGCGGCGCCGCCAUGAAGAACGCGAAGAACAUCCACCGCCGCUUGGAGGAAGUCCGCGCCGGGCUCCUGUUGUUGCCGUACCACAAGGAGCAGCGCUACGACGGCAAGAUGGUCUGCCGGCGAGACGACCGCUGCGAGCUCAACCGCAAGGUGCUCGAGCUCGCCCCGUGCACCGUCGGCGUCUUCGCCGACCGCCCGUUCUGGAGGGGCGGCGCCAGCUUCCGGCUGCCGACCAAGAUAUCAACGAGCGAGGAGACGACGGCGGCGAGGAACCAAGGCGACCAGAAGGCGGGGACCCAGAUCGCCGCCGUCUUCCUCGGCGGCCCCGACGACCGGGAGGCGGUGGCGUUCGCGUGCCGCCUCGCCAAGAACGACGGCGCCAUCAGGCUGACCGUCAUCCGCCUCGUGCUAGGCGUCGCCACCAACGAUGACCACCGCAUCCCGACGACGAGCGCCGCCAAUCACAUCGGCAUCUACGACGACGACGACGAGGACGGCGGCGAGGAGGAGGUGCUGUCCGUGGUGGUUCAAGACGACGACCCCGACGAGCGGUGCGUGUCGGAGCUGCGGCGCGAGUACGUGGCGAAGGAGCGCGCGGAGUACGUGGAGAGGGCGGUGAGCGGGGCGGUGGACGUGGCGGCGGCGUUGCGCGCGACGGCGGGGGCGUUCGCGCUCGUGGUGGUGGGGCGCGGCGGGCGGCAGCCGCCGGAGCUGGUGGUGGGGCUCGAGGGGUGGGUCCAGAUGAUCGAGUACCCGGAGGUGGGCCCGGUCGGGGAGAUGCUCGCGUCGGAGGAGUCGCUGGAGAUGGGCUCCGUGCUCGUCGUGCAGCAGAGGACGGCGCCGCCGCCGCCGUUUCAUCUCAACAUUCCGCCGGCGAUCUGACACGCUACAUACAAAACGUACAAAAAAAAUUAAAUCAGUGUAAGGAUUAUUAUAGCUGUGUAUAUUUAGAGCGUGGUAGAAGACUAGAUCAAAUUUUGUAUUCAGUAAAAUUCGGGGAAAAAGAAACGACGAAAUAGUUAACAAAUGCAGGGUCAUUGCCUCAUUGGUCGCUUUCUCAAAUCGGUUUUGCUAAAUUACUCCCUUUCGCGCGCUUUCGUCGUAAAAUUUUUGUUAUUCGCAAGCUAAGGGGUAUUUGAUGCCGCCACGCCUUCGCUUCAAUUCGUCCCCCAGAAUUUUCCGGCGUUGAUGCGGCAGCUGCGCCAUGGCCACGCCAUCCUCUCCGGCGAAUGCGCUCGUGGCGGCGACGGUCGCCGCCAGCGCCAUCAACCCCCGGCGUGGUGUUCUCGCAAAACUUCCCCGAGGUCGCGUUCUGCUACGACGACAGGUUUGCUUUGCGGCCGCCCAGGCGCCCACCACCUGCUCGACGGAACGUCCCUUCCGGGUGGCUCGUUCCUCCUGUUCUGAGUCUGAUCAGUAAUCAGUUUCUACUGGUUUAUUUUGUUUAUUUUUUUUAAGUUUUUGAUAAUCUUUCAAACUAUAUGAAAAACGAUUGGACGCCAUCUCGAGAGGUGAAUAAUAGACUUACUCUAAUCUUUAAGUUUGUUGCUCGGUCGCAUGUCUUCAUCGUGGUGAGGCGAAGCUCAUUUGGUCCUGUCCUCGCAGCAGCUUGUUUCAAUUGGUUUAUCGUUGGUUGGAUGGUUGUUACUUGUUGGAAACCAAUACAUCGACAGCAACAAACAUGUGUUUCGAAUACCUUAGUCUUAAUUUACUCCUCCUAUUUUAUAUUAUAAAACAUUUUGAUUUCCUUUUAAGUUAAAGUUUGUUAAGUUUGAUAAUAUUUAUACGCAUACAAAUAUCUAUAAUACUAAAUUAGUUUUAUUAAAUUUAACAUUAAAUAUAUUAUGUUAUUAUAUUUAUCUUGCAUUGAAAAUAUUGUAACGUAUUCUAUGAGAUUGGUUAAAAUUUCAGAAGUUUGACUUAAAAAAAUAUUAACAUCUUAUAUAAUAUGAUGAAAUUUACCGAGCAACAAACUUUGUUAAUUCAUGAUUUUCAUAUGUAUAUUGUGCGCUGACACGUGAAAGUUGUAUGCUUGCAUACAUCCUAUUUAUCUUCUUCUACCCGAUGUUGUUAUCAUCUAGUACUCCUACCAAAUACCAAAGUAACAGUGACACUCCCAUAAGUUUAAAACACAUGGUUUUCACAAAUUUUACUAAUAGUAGUACUCCCUCCGUUUUACAA